Messenger RNA from Aegilops tauschii subsp. strangulata, 543 nucleotides. Lineage: Eukaryota; Viridiplantae; Streptophyta; Magnoliopsida; Poales; Poaceae. The record is from RefSeq and is a predicted model, not a curated record.
AUGGCGGAAGGAUACAACACCGACGUCCUUAUGGACGACGGCACCAUGAUCCACACCACCGUGACGUCCUCGUCCCUCGACGUCCAGCGCUUCAUCGAGGAGGUGCAGGGGUCCCAGAUCCGCAUCGCCGGCCUGGACGCCGAGUGGCGCCCCAACCGCACUAGAGGCGCCCAGCAGUACCCAAUCGCCGUCCUCCAGCUCUGCGUCGACCGCCGCUGCCUCGUGUACCAGAUCAUCCACGGCACCGGCAUCCCCAUCUCGCUGUGCAGCUUCCUCUACCUCUCCGGCUUCACCUUCGUCGGCGUCGGGAUUGCCGACGACGCGAAACGCCUGCGUGACGAGUACAGCCUUUUGGUGUCCAACGCGGUCGACCUGAGGGAGCUGGCGGCGAACUCGUCGCAUCGGCCACGGCCGGAGCUGCGGCGGGCCGGGCUGAAAGACUUGGCGCUCGCGGUAAUGGGGCCGCGCAUCGCGAAGCCACCAGAGGUGACAAUGAGCGACUGGGAGGCGCCGUCGCUGUCCAGGGAGCGGUCGACUCAUUAG